AUGGGUUCUGCUUUUCUCUUAGACAGUGAUGGUGCAGCUGCAUUAGUGCCAGUGAGUGGGGAGAAGGCACUUGAAUGCAUUAGUGGCAGCAUAUGUGCAUAUUUUUGGAACAAUGAUAUUGUAUCAGCUUUUGCUAUCUUCCAAUCAAAAACUCUGGGGUUGUGUCGUUCCCGGUUGAAGAAAACAGAGAAAAAAGAAGAGGAGAUAGAAAUACCUGCAGUAAUAGCCACUGAAAACUUAGCACCAAUCAUUGAAGAAAAUAGUGAGAGAGAAGCAAGACAGGGUUGGUUCACUUGUUCCAACAUUGUUACAGCUACUAACAAUUUCUCCAAUGACAGGAAGUUGGGUGAAGGAGGGCCUGGUACUGUAUAUAGGGGUGAGUUUGCUGACAUAAAUAUGACAGUAGCAGUGAAGAAAAUUUUAAACAAGUCUGGUAAGGGAAGAAAGGAGUACAUAACAGAGGUGAAUCUCAUUAGUAGCUUGAGGCACCCAAAUCUGGUGCAACUCAAAGGAUGGUGCCAUGACGGAGGCCAGACUACAUUCCUUCUUGUUUACGAGUUCAUGUCAGAGGGUAGCCUCGAUUCUCACCUCUUUAGGGCGAGGCCUGCUCUAACCUGGAGUGUGAGAUACAAGAUAUAUAAGGGACUGGCCCUAGCAUUGCUUUAUCUCCAUGAUGUAUAUCUCCGCUUUGGGACAAGCUAUGGUACUGUGAUGUUGAUGGUGUCCUCGCUGCGAUUAAAGGCUAUCGAGUUCCAUUCUACCUGUGGGGUGUAG
Rosa chinensis is the source of this 774-nucleotide messenger RNA. Its product is annotated as L-type lectin-domain containing receptor kinase IX.1. Gene Ontology annotation, molecular function: ATP binding; protein kinase activity. The coding region runs from base 1 to 774 and encodes 257 amino acids. Gene Ontology annotation, biological process: protein phosphorylation. The transcript is spliced from 2 exons. Lineage: Eukaryota; Viridiplantae; Streptophyta; Magnoliopsida; Rosales; Rosaceae. The record is from RefSeq and is a predicted model, not a curated record.